Drosophila biarmipes is the source of this 5146-nucleotide messenger RNA. RefSeq names its product phospholipid-transporting ATPase ABCA3. Gene Ontology annotation, biological process: lipid transport; transmembrane transport. NCBI's taxonomy places the organism in Eukaryota, Metazoa, Arthropoda, Insecta, Diptera, Drosophilidae. The record is from RefSeq and is a predicted model, not a curated record. The transcript has 11 exons. Bases 1 to 5085 code for a protein of 1694 amino acids. Gene Ontology annotation, molecular function: ATP hydrolysis activity; ABC-type transporter activity; ATP binding. Gene Ontology annotation, cellular component: membrane; intracellular membrane-bounded organelle.
AUGUCCUGCAAAGGAUGGCACAUCUUUUGGCUGUUGGUCUGGAAGAAUUUUCACAAGCAGAAAAGCAACAAGCUAGUUCUAUUCAUAUCAAUAGUUUUACCCGUGCUUUCGGCCCUGUUGCUAUUGUUUUUUUGCGCUUCGAAUGAUCGAAAUCUGAGAGACUACUCGAACAAACCGGAAGCCCAGGCACUGGAGCUCGGUUGGAGCGCCCUUAUCGAUAAGAUAGAUGCCAGGCGCAAGAACAUGGUGAAUAAGCAGAAGGACUUCCAGUACAACGUAUUCAUACCGCAGAUUCGGGUGGCCUUUGCCCCCAAUAGAUAUCCAGCCCUGCGAAAACUCAUCGCCGAUGCGCUGGGAAAACUUUCCAUCGGCAAAGAUAAGAUUGUUAGCUAUAACAACUGCAGUGAUUUGCGGACGCACGCCGCCGCGGAACAUUAUUUGGCAAGUGUUUGCUUCCGCAAUGUGGAUGAGUCAAAAAGUGGCCUGCCUGCGGUGAUGCAUUUCGCGAUAAUUAUGCCCUCGGAGCUGCGGAGAUAUGAGCGCACCUGGAUGGGCGACAGCUGGAAGGACACUCACGUCCCGGUGGACCAGGAUCUGGGCACCGAAAACGAGGGCCUGGAUGAGGAUGAUUUCACCGACUAUAUGCGAGAGGGGUUCGUCGCCCUUCAGUACUACAUCAGCUUGGAAUACCUGCAGGUCGCAUCCAAGGCGGCCAGGCUGCCAGCCAUCCAAAUGCGCCGAUUCGACGAAAACCCCAGUGUUAAGCUCUCCGACGGAAAGGGCACUGCAUGCAUACUGAUGAUUCUCAUUGGCUUUAUGUUUCCCGUGGCCGUACUAGUUAAGUUGAUUGCGGAGGAGCGCGAAGUUGGGCAGCGUUUCGUGAUGGAGGUGAACAACGCCAGUCCAACUUUGCAGAUUGCGUCCUGGUUCUUCAAUAGCUUCUGUCAGCUGCUGCUGGAUCUGUCUUUCGUAACGCUUUUGCUAAAGAUCCAGUGGAAUGGCACGUCGGCGGCCUUUAACAAGUGCCCCUGGCUGGUAUUGCUAUUUUUUCUUAUCUCGUACGGGCUCUCGGCGACCAGUUUUAUAAUCUGCAUAGCUUCUCUGCUGCGUAAAUCCAGGAUAGCCGUCGUUAUAGUGCCCAUAGUAUGGAUCCUUCUGCCCCUGCCGUUCUUUUUCGACGAGCAGCUGAUGUCGAACGAGUUCCACGAGUUCUAUGCCCUUGCCACGGCCAUUAUCUGCAAUGUCUCCUUCAGUCGGGGCCUGAAGAAGCUGAUCUACCUGGAGGCCUACCCGGUGGAAGUGCCCAUUAGGAAGUACCUGAUGUACAGGGUGAUGCACUCGGACUCCGGCAUUACAGUGCCCAUUGCCUACUUCUAUCUGCAGACCUUCUUCUGCAUUCUUCUCGCCCUGAUCCUGGAAAACAAGACUUGCAUUUGGCUGGGACGCUACUUGAAGAGGAUGUGUAAAUGCUGCAGAACUUCAGGACUACAUCGCAGUCUGUGGCUCAUGCGAAGAAGGCAAACUAUUGUCCAGGAGGAGACCGAACCAAAAAACGAAGCCCACGCCUCCAUUGAGUUUCGUAACGUUUGGAAGAGGUUUUCGACAAAGUUCGUAGUGCGGAGCUUCACAUUGGGUGUGCACCUUGGAGAAGUGGUGGCCCUCUUGGGCCACAAUGCCUCCGGAAAAAGGACCAUUGUUAGGAUGGUGUACGGACUGAUAAGGCCCACCCUGGGAGAGAUCUUCCUAGCUGGAUACAGUGUACUCACCCACAAGAGACAGGCCCUUCACAGCUCCGGAAUUUCCCUGUCAACCCAGGCCUUGUUCACCGAGUUCACCGCGUUCGAUCAUCUGAUAUUCUUCUGUCGCCUGCGGGGUCUUACGAAGGCCGAGGCCAACGUGGAGGCGAGGUCGUACAUCCGCUAUCUAAGGAUCGAAAAGUGGGAGAAGUCGCAGGUGAAGGAGCUCACCGUCGGGCAGAAAAGGCUUCUGAAUUCUCUGUGCGCCUUCGCUGGCCGAACCCAGAUCGUAGUCCUCGACAAACCCUUCGACGGCGUCGAUGAGCUCAAGGCCGAGCUGUUCUGCGGCUUUGUGCAGGAGCAGAAGAGGAGUCGCUCCAUUUUCUUCACCACCAAUAGUCCCAAGGUGGCCAGCGGUAUGGCCGACCGUAUAGCCGUCCUCUCGAGGGGCAAGCUCCUAACGCUCGGAACCGAAAAAAGGCUGUGCAAAGCCCUAAAUGAAGUCUACAGACUGACCCUCUAUGGCACCGAGUACUGCGAUUUCAAGGAGGUGCACAUAUUUUUGACAAACUUCAUACCUGACAUUGAGCUGGACUACGCAUUGGGCGAUUCGGCGGUGUUUCUAGUCAAGCGCCAAAACCAAACGGAGUUGAUGGACUUGCUUGAGAACCUGUCACGCUAUAAGGAGGAACUGAAUGUGAACAGCUUCCAGCUUCAGGAGUGCAGCCUGGAUAAUAUUUUACACAACCUAUUUUCACGAGACCAAUCGGGUUUUCAAUUCGGAGACCCAGAGACCCAUCCGUUUACGAUAAACAGAGAGCCCAGGAGGAGAUACAUCAUGGCUCUGGCCGUGAGUCUUUGGGAAGUUCUUAGGCAACGCCUGCUUCGGGAUAUCAGGAGCUGCUUUUUACCACUUCUGAAACUCAGUCUGCCGACCUGGGUGGUCCUCUGGACCCUUAGCAUGCCCUAUUUCUGGAACAACUGCCAGCAGCCGGAGGGGAUACUCUUCCCCAUCACUGAUCGCGGAAGAGGGAUCGUGUUGAUGCAACAAAACCUCUUCGAGAAGGACUUGGUGAAGGCCUGCGAGGAAUAUGCCAGAGCAGGAGUUACCCAAGUGAGCCCCAGGGCUGACAUCAGGAAGUACAUCUAUAGUUAUGAGUAUGACAAUAGCUUGUUGUCGGAUAUGGAUGUUCUGGAGGCGGCCAUAUUCUCGGACGACGAAAUAGAGGUUCUCUUCAACAACAAGUGGCACUUUACGGCGCCCGAUGGUCUGGCCCUGGUAAUGAACUCCCUGGCCAUAGGUCUCAUAGGCUCGGACUCGGGCAUUAAGGUGGAACUGGAACCGCUGCCCUACUCCACGGUGCACGCCCUGCAGCUGCACCUCUCCACCGAUGGCAUCGACCUGAUCUUCGCCACCUGCCUGAGCUUCUGCUUCUGCUUCCUCUGGAGCCUGCCGCUGCUCUGCAUGGCCCUCGAUCGCAAUGGGCGCUAUAACUAUGUGGAACUGAUGGCCGGCAUGCGGCUGAGCACCAUGAUAGUGGCCUUUCUCAUGUACGACUUGGGGCUGGUGCUACUGGCCCUUCUUCCCGUGAACGUGGCCAUCGUAUUCCUGCAGUGGGACGUGCUUAUGGAUAACGAUGUUCUCUUGCUCUGCUUCUACGUCCUGGUGGCCAUUGCCCUGUGCGUGCUCAGCGUGAAUAUCUGGAUAUCCAUUGGUGUUUCGGACACCCUCAAUGGCUACCUGAUGGUGGUCACUUUCUACUCGUUCGGCAUCGUGACCUACUUGGCGCUGACCGAGCUGCAACCCUCUGUGGACCUCAACACCCCUUCCCUGGUGGUCCUGGACUUCCAUCCCUACUACGCCCUGCUGCACAAUCUGAUGCGCAUCGCCAGCAUCUCGGAGAGGAUAUGGCUCUGCAGCGACAGGCAGAUCUACGAGACCAGUGUGCACUCGGAGCGGUGCCAGAAGUUCCCCAACUGCUGUGAUGGCAGUGCCCAGCAGUUCCCCCAUUUCCGCUACCUAGCCUGCGCCUACUUCUUGACCAUCGUGGUGUGGAUCUGGAUUUACAUAUGCCUCAAGUCGCGGGUGGUGAAGCGCAGGCCACGGCAGGGAAAGUACUUUUGGGACAGCGAUCCCGAUAGCCAGUAUGACCAGCAUGUGUUGCACAUUUCCCAGCCCAACGACCUCGAAAAUACCUGGAUAUCAGAGAAGAUACGUGUGGGAACCCUGGAACGUAACUACAUAGAGUCCAAGGUUCUGCACGUAGAGCAUUUGAGCGUGUUCUUCAACCUCAAGGCGGCCAUAAAGCACAUUGAUUUUAUGGUUAACCGCUAUCAGGUUUUGAGUGUUUUCGGGGCCAAUGGAUCGGGGAAGACAGUUCUGCUGAAAACCAUUCUGGGAAUUCACUCGCCCAGCUCGGGACGCAUAAUAAGCUCGAAGAAGGUUCCCCUGAAGUCGGAGAACCUGGAGGGCUGCAAUCUAAUAGGCUACGGUGCCCAGGAGGUUCAGGUCUUCCAGUGGCUGACCAUAUGGGAGACUGUACUCUUGAUACUGCGUGUUAGGAGGUCGAAUAGGAAAACCCUGAAGCAGGAUGCCAGGACCCUGUGCCAAAUUUUCGGUUUAUUCAAGUAUCGCUUUCAAAAGCUCUCGGUCUGCAGUCGGGGAACACUCAAGAGACUGAGCCUCGGCAUGGCCCUGAUCAGCGACGCCGAGCUCAUCCUGCUGGACGAUCCCUUCACCCACCUGGAUGUGAUGGCCCAGCGCAACGUGCUCCAAGUGAUGCACGAGCUGUCCCGCCGCGGCCAAUCGGUGAUCUACACCUGCUCGGACACCCAGUUCUCAACCUCGGCCCUGCGAAUGGCCGCCCUUAGCUAUCCAGGGAUCGCCGCCAUAGGAGAGCGCCAGGAGAUCCUGCAGAACUACUACACCUCGUACUAUGUCGUGGAGACCCGCAUCCACUUCCCCGAACUGGCGGGUCUCAUCGAAUUCGGUUCCCUAUCGGGGGAAUCCCAGGAGGAGCGGGAGUACGGAAUGAAAUCGGAGGAACCCCUCCGGUUCAAGCACCACGAGUACUCGACGGCCUGCAAUGACAGCGAGGAGAGGUGGAAGUACCUGCAGCUGUGCCUGCUCAUCGAGAAGGCGUUCCCCCAUGCGAUUAUCAAGACUGUCAGCUUGCCGAAGGCCUGCUUCUGGCUGUCCAGCCACAUGUACUCCAUGAGUCAGAUUCUAAAAACCCUCGAUCUUAACAAGCAGCAUUUUUACUCAUUUUCCAUAUCCCAGCCCUCAGUUGGUUCCACUUUCCUUACCAUUAGUCCCCAGAAGGUACAUAAGAAGUCAUUUUCCUAUUGAGGGUUUUUUGAAACCCAAAUAAAGCUUCUUAUAGAGUAUUGUGAUACAAAAAGAGUGUGGU